UCGCGACUUCCAGGCUCUCCAAGUCACGUGACAGGGCGACGCUCUGUGCCUCGUCUCUCUAUGGUCGAGCUGGGAAGGGGAAAAAGGGACUGGAGAAGAGGAGGUUGAUGUUUACUUUUUGGAGGAGGAGGAGAAGGUAUUGAAGUAAACAAGCUAUCAUACUGGGAAACAAAAGCAGACAACUCCUGUGCAUCUGCCCCAGUUGAGGGGUAUCCCACAGAGCUCAUCAUGGCACAACAACGUGGGGUCAAUAGCCUGCGCUUCAACCAAGAUCAGAGUUGUUUCUGCUGUGCUAUGGAGACUGGUGUUCGGAUCUAUAAUGUGGAGCCUCUGAUGGAGAAAGGGCACCUUGACCAUGAACAAGUGGGCAGUGUAGGAUUGGUUGAAAUGCUACAUCGCUCCAACCUACUAGCUAUCAUUGGAGGAGGUGGCAAUCCCAAAUUUUCAGAGAUUUCAGUCUUGAUCUGGGAUGAUGCCCAUGAAGGAAAGGAGGGCAAAGACAAGCUGGUAUUGGAAUUCACCUUCACCAAGCCAGCACUGGCUGUGCGCAUGAGGCAUGACAAGAUAAUCAUUGUUUUGCGGAAUCGAAUCUAUGUCUAUUCCUUCCCUGAUAACCCUACAAAGCUCUUUGAAUUUGAUACCAGGGAAAAUCCCAAAGGACUCUGUGAUCUCUGUCCCAGCUUGGAGAAGCAGCUCCUGGUUUUCCCUGGGCAUAAAUGUGGCAGCUUGCAACUAGUGGAUCUUUCCAGCACAAAGCCUGGGACCUCAUCUGCCCCAUUCACCAUUAAUGCCCAUCAGAGUGAGAUUGCCUGCAUCUCUCUCAACCAGCAGGGCACUGUUGUGGCUUCUGCCUCAAAGAAAGGGACCCUCAUCCGCCUCUUUGACACACAGACCAAGGAGAAGCUGGUGGAACUCAGGAGAGGAACCGACCCAGCAACCUUGUACUGCAUUAACUUCAGCCAUGAUUCUUCCUUCCUCUGUGCCUCCAGUGAUAAAGGAACUGUCCACAUCUUUGCCCUAAAAGACACCCGCUUGAAUCGCCGUUCAGCAUUGGCACGUGUGGGAAAGGUUGGACCCAUGAUAGGCCAGUAUGUAGAUUCUCAGUGGAGUCUGGCCAGUUUCACUGUGCCCGCUGAGUCUGCCUGCAUCUGUGCUUUUGGCAGGAACACUUCCAAGAAUGUCAACUCAGUCAUUGCUAUCUGUGUAGAUGGUACUUUCCACAAAUAUGUCUUCACUCCAGAUGGCAACUGCAACCGUGAAGCUUUCGAUGUCUACCUGGAUUUAUGUGAUGAUGAUGACUUUUGAGUGCGACUGAGUCCCUCCUGGGGAGGCAGAAGCAAGUGGACUUAAGCCCAUUUUCAAAGUAUUGUUUAGCCAUGAUGAAGGCCUAGGCUGAAAAAGGCAAAGGCGCACUGUUUUUUGGAUUCUUGUGAUGGGUUGGAAUGAAGAGCUGCUUUAUUCAUCAUUUCUUGUCACUAGGCAUUCUGUUUUUGUCUGGGUACCCAGUUUCCAUGGAACAGUUGAAAAGUCCCAGGAGAUGGAAUUUGGGGGGAGAGAGCCUCUCAGAACGCCAUUCAGCCAAGAAUCGGCUAUCCUUGCUACCAGCUACAUCUGGAUGUUGCCACCUCUUAACAGACGUUUGAAGAGGAGAGAGGGAAAGGCAUAGAACGAUCAUAUGUUAAUUUUACAGAGAAACACAUAGCUAAGUGAACUGAAGUCAAUAUUUUCAUUUGCUAUUUAGGCACAACACAAACUCAUUAAGAGCUCCUUCCUCAUUGUCAACUCUACAUGUCCUGAAUUGUGACUGUCCCUCAUUGCUAAUUUGAAAGCUUGGUAACACUAUUGACUGUAUAUGAUCAGUAAAGGAACUGGUUGUAAAAGGAUGUUGCAUAUCAUUUAACCUCUGUGUAGGCAACUUGUGUAGGCAACUCCUCCAGGAGUUCUACUAUGAGUGCCAUAGUCCCUCACCUUUGGUCAUAUUGGAUAGUACUGAAGGGAGUGGCAAUUCACCACCAUCUGGAGGGCCACAAGUUGCCCACCUCAGUUUAGCAAAAAGUUUGUUGGGGGAUUCUGAGAAUUGUCCAAUAUAUCUGGAGGGAACAAGAUGAGGGAAAGCUGCUUUGUAUAGUAGGAACUUCUGCAAACAUACAUAUAAGCAUAGCUCCAUGGUUACUAAUUAUAAUCCCUUGUAAAACAAAUUUAACAUGGCAAAUUUUAGGGGAAUAAUUUGGGGAAACUGUAAUUUUCAGUUGAUUUCUUAUGUCACCAUACAAUGUGUGAUAACUAAAUGUUCACAGGAUUACAUUCAUACAGUCUGAUCCUAUGCUGUGUACUCAAACAUCUCACUCUUCAAUGGGGCUUAUUCCAAUGUAAGCCCCAUUGAACAUAGCUCCAUCACAGAGAACUACUAUCUUUCCAGUACUACAUCAGUCUUCUUCCAGCUUGGAACCACCUUUGUUUGGCUUUUCCAAGUUUCAGGUCUAAGUCCCACUUCUGUCACUAGCCAAAAUAAGCCAGACUAUCAGGAAGACAGACAAAGGUGACCCUCCAAAAAUUUAUUCCUGGAAUUUAAAAAGGCUCCCUGAGCACUAAAAGGCAGAUCAAUGGGACUUAAGCCUGUUUUGCCGAAUAGAAAACAGAGAGUCUGAACUGUGAUUCAAGAGCAGGGUUAGUUGAGGAGAAACACAAGCAUGUUUUGAUGCCAGAGAGACUGAAGUGGGAACAAAGGAAGUGUAGGAGGUCGAUUUAGAAAGGAUGUGUGUCUGUGUAUGUGAGAAAGUAAACAUGAUUAAAAAGAGUUUGGUUUUCUGGAUUACAACUCCCAGAAUUCUCAGACAGCAUGGCCACUAGCUUGUCUUGGUUUGAAUAUAACCAUAAAGCAGAGAGCGAGAUCGCUUUCAGGAGCAAUGUGAUUUGAAUUAAUUGUGUAUCCUCUGAUGUGGACAUGACAGAGGUUGUAUACAGCUGGCUACACUUUCCAUUCCUAGUUUUUGCUUCCAAUCCAAGGUGGCAUCCAUGCAUGGGAAUAGGGAAUGCAAUGCCUUGGGAAUACCAUGGCUUGUAUGAUUCUAACUUUAGUGCUCAGUUGUAUAUAUAUUUUCAUUUUUAAAUCUUUUCUAGUUGUUUCAUAGCCACCCUCCCCAUUCUUAAUUAUUAUUAUUACUAUUAAGCUUUAUUUAUAUAGUGCUUCAAAUUUACACAGCGCUGUACAUACAGUCAAUUAAAACAGAUAAAAUAAACCUGCCUGUGGUGUACAGACUAUGAAAACAAUUAAAUUAAGCUAUGUAAGAAAAGUUACAGUAAACAGGAUAGAAGGAGAGCGACUGUUAAUAAAGAGAAUUCAAAUAAGACUAAUACAAAACAAUACCCCCCCCCCAAAAAAAACCCUCCAAGGCAUUUACUAAUGCAGGAACAAAGGAAGUUUUCUAAUGUAAUGUGUUGUAUAUAAUUUUGUUAUAAGAUGGAAUAGACAGCACUGUUUAUUUUGUUUUGGCUUUUAAUGUAUUAAUAAAAAAAUUAAAAAAUUUUAAAAAAUUAACGUCC
This is a messenger RNA of Sceloporus undulatus (fence lizard), 3543 nucleotides long. RefSeq names its product WD repeat domain 45 (gene WDR45). Gene Ontology annotation, molecular function: protein binding; phosphatidylinositol-3-phosphate binding; phosphatidylinositol-3,5-bisphosphate binding. Gene Ontology annotation, cellular component: cytosol; phagophore assembly site membrane; extrinsic component of membrane. The record is from RefSeq and is a predicted model, not a curated record. The coding region runs from base 229 to 1305 and encodes 358 amino acids. Gene Ontology annotation, biological process: protein lipidation; nucleophagy; autophagy of mitochondrion. NCBI's taxonomy places the organism in Eukaryota, Metazoa, Chordata, Lepidosauria, Squamata, Phrynosomatidae. The transcript has 11 exons.